GGCUGGGAAUCACUUAUUGGCCAGUUUAGCUGGACAUCAGGGGCUGGCAUGUCGGGUUGUGCAGCGGGCAGAGGCACGUCAGCGGGCACCGAGUCAUCUGGCACGACAGCGGGCACCGAGUCACCGGGCACGUCAGCGGGCACCGAGCCAUCUAGCAGAACCGCGGGCACAGAGUCACCUGGCAAGUCAGCGGGCACCGAGUCACCGGGCAUGUCAGCGGGCACCGAGCCAUCAAGCAGAACCGCGGGCACAGAGUCACCUGGCAAGUCAGCGGACACCGAGCCAUCUAGCAGAACCGCGGGUACCGGGUCACCAAGCUCGACAGCAGGCACCAAAUUAACUGGCACAACAGUGGGAACUGAAUCAACUGGCACGACAGCGGGCACCAAGUCAUCUGGCUCGACAGCGGGCACCGAGUCAACUGGCACGACAGCGGGCACCGAGUCAUCAGGCAUCAAGUCACCCGGCUCAACAGCGGGCACCGAGUCAACUGGCACGACAGUGGGCACCGAGUCAACUGGCACCGAGUCAACUGUCACGACAGCGGGCACCGAAUCAUCAGGCAUCAAGUCAUCUGGCUCGACAGCGGGCACCGAGUCAACUGGCACCGAGUCAACUGGUACGACAGCGGGCACCAAAUCAUCAGGCAUCAAGUCAUCUGGCUCGACAGCGGGCACCGAGUCAACUGGCACGACAGUGGGCACCGAGUCAACUGGCACCGAGUCAACUGGCAUCAAGUCAUCUGGCUCGACAGCGGGCACCGAGUCAACUGGC
This is a messenger RNA of Staurois parvus, 774 nucleotides long. The record is from the annotation of a GenBank genome assembly. Lineage: Eukaryota; Metazoa; Chordata; Amphibia; Anura; Ranidae.